Messenger RNA from Agelaius phoeniceus (red-winged blackbird), 2235 nucleotides. Lineage: Eukaryota; Metazoa; Chordata; Aves; Passeriformes; Icteridae. The record is from RefSeq and is a predicted model, not a curated record.
GACGCCAUGCAGGGGCCGCGGCCUCCGCGGGCAUGGCCGGGAGCCGGCAGAGCCCCGAGCUCCCGCAGAACUUCCACGGCUUCCUCGGCUUCCCUGGGAAAAGCCCCCCAGAGCCAGGGACCCCUGCAGGUUUUUGAUGAGGAAGGGAAGAAUGUGACACCCCAACCCCUCUUCCAGCCAGACCCAAAUGCUGCCAGGCAAGAAAAGACACAUGGAAGCAGCACAUCAACAACCAAGCCUGGCUUGGAUGAGACAGAACCUCAAGAAGACCCAGAUUUGAGCAUGUCUGCAGAGCAGGAGGAGGGGGAGGCAGCCCUGACAGAGGCAGAGCUGGAGCGGAGGGUGGAGGUUUUGCUGUCGGAGACAGACACGCUCUGGAUGCUGGACCUGCCCACGGCCCUCGUGUCCACCGAGGCAGAGGAGGCUCCCAGGGUGCUGGAGAGGAAUAAGAUUUACACAGAGAUUUGUGAGGCUAAAAUUGACAGUGAGUACUUUGAAGAAAAAAUCGUGCAAACCUUCUCUGGAGCUGCCAAAACCAAGGAGGUGCAAUGUGAGACCAUCACCAUGGCAGAGAAAGGGAUGAUGGUGAUUCCCUGGGAUUUGGACAAUCCACUGGAUGUCUCAGAAACAGAACCUGCAGAGACAGAAAAACCUGAAACCCCAGCAGGGAAAAGCAGCACAUCUGCCACAGCUGAAGAGCAGGGUCAGGCUGGGGCUGUCCCUCCUGCCACAGAGAGUGCUGCUCCUGCCAGGAGCCCCGAGGAGCAGGAAUGCCACUCAGGAGGGAUCCUAACCUCAGCAAAGCUGCAGCAGGAUUUAGUUGUCAUGGAGAGGAUUCUCAUGGAGAACAUUUUCCAGCCCAAGCUCGCAGUCUAUCGGCAGAUUCCUGUCCUCAUAGAACCUGUUGUUACCUCAGACGCCGAGGUGGAAGAAGAUGAAGAGGAUGAGGAGGAGAAGCAGGAGGAGGCAGCAGAGCCAGCUGAAGGCCCAGCAGAAGGGGCAGGCCCCAGGCUGGAGCUGCUGUGGUCAUACAGGUGUGAUUUAACCAGGGGGCACAGCGUGAGCAGCAUGGCUUGGAACAAAGUGAACCCUGAUCUCUUGGCAGUUGGUUACAGGGAGUUUGUUUCUCGGGAUAAGAAGAAAGGCCUGGCUUGCUGCUGGUCACUGAAGAACCCCAUGUGGCCAGAGCGCAUUUUCCGCUGUGAGGACGGCGUCACCGCCGUGGAUUUCUCCCUGGCCAGGCCCCACCUGCUGGCAGUGGGGACAGCCAGUGGCCGUGUGGCCGUCUACGACGUGCGCAGCCGCCAGGACACCGCGCUGCUGGACAGCAGUGCAUCCCUAAAUAAACACAAAGGUCCUGUGUGGCAGCUGAAGUGGGUGGAACAGGAAGGAGGUGCAACAGCAGGUGACAAAGAGGAGAGACUGAUGUGCAUCUCGGGAGACGGGCGGAUGACCCAGUGGUUCAUUCAGCAAAGGCUGGAUUGCUCUGAUGUGAUGCAAAUCAAGCGAACAGAAACUGAGAAGAAAAAAUUACCAGGUGAGAGAGAAAGGAAAAGUGAAGGUCCCAUAUCACAACAGGCAGCUGGAAUGUGCUUUGACUUCCAUCCAAAGGAUACUGAUAUUUUUCUUGCUGGAACAGAAGAGGGACACAUCUACUGCUGCUCUUGCUCAGGCAAGGAGCAGAUUCUGGGCACAUACAGAGGCCAUGAGGGCCCUGUGUACAAAGUUGCCUGGAAUCCCACCAGCACAGACAUGUUCCUCAGCUGCUCUGCAGACUGGAGCAUCCUCUUGUGGCACAGGGAUUCCCACACCCCCCUUUUAACCUUCACUUCUGUCACAGCUUUUGUUCAUGACAUCAAGUGGGCUCCACAAUCAGCCCUCAUCUUCGCAGCAGUGAAUGAGAAGAGGGUGGAGAUCUGGGAUCUGAGUGUCAGCAUCUUCGACCCGGUGCUGUCCUGUGCUGCCAGCCCUGAAGGGAAGCUGAGCUCCCUGCUGUUUGCCAGGAACGCCGAGUGCCUGCUCCUGGGGGACAGCUGUGGCCAGGUGGGAGUGUGGCUGCUGCCCAGCCUGGCUGUCCCCAGCUCCGACCAGGUUGGCUCCUUGUAUGACAUUGUUGCUCCUGCUGGAGCUGUUUAACAGUGGCUGAUAUCCCUUCUCCUUCAGGAAACACCUGCUGGAGUGUGAACAUAAACUGGUUAUCUUUUUUAAUCAAUAAAGUUUCUCUUUGAAGCCACA